Molecule: messenger RNA, 438 nt
Organism: Zychaea mexicana
Lineage: Eukaryota; Fungi; Mucoromycota; Mucoromycetes; Mucorales; Lichtheimiaceae
Product: 40S ribosomal protein S23
Exons: 3
Coding region: 1-438 (145 amino acids)
Biological process (GO): translation
Cellular component (GO): cytosolic small ribosomal subunit; ribosome
Molecular function (GO): structural constituent of ribosome
Source: RefSeq, a predicted model, not a curated record
AUGGGUAAGGGACAACCUAGAGGUUUGAAUGCCGCCCGUAAGCUUCGCAUUGACCGUCGCGAGCAACGUUGGGCUGACAAGCAGUACAAGAAGCGUGCUCUCGGCACCGCUUUCCGUUCUUCGCCAUUUGCUGGUGCUUCGCACGCUAAGGGCAUUGUCCUUGAAAAGAUUGGUGUCGAAGCCAAGCAGCCUAACUCUGCCAUUCGUAAGUGUGUCCGUGUUCAGCUUAUCAAGAACGGCAAGAAGGUCACUGCUUUCGUUCCCAACGACGGUUGCUUGAACUACGUCGACGAAAACGAUGAAGUGCUUAUUGCCGGUUUCGGUCGUAAGGGUCGUGCCAUUGGUGAUAUUCCUGGUGUCCGUUUCAAGGUCGUCAAGGUCGCCGGUGUCUCGCUUCUUGCUUUGUACAAGGAGAAGAAGGAAAAGCCCAGAUCAUAA